Molecule: messenger RNA, 2584 nt
Organism: Sinocyclocheilus anshuiensis
Lineage: Eukaryota; Metazoa; Chordata; Actinopteri; Cypriniformes; Cyprinidae
Product: heterogeneous nuclear ribonucleoprotein U-like
Exons: 14
Coding region: 127-2439 (770 amino acids)
Biological process (GO): positive regulation of transcription by RNA polymerase II; alternative mRNA splicing, via spliceosome
Cellular component (GO): ribonucleoprotein complex; nucleus
Molecular function (GO): promoter-specific chromatin binding; RNA binding; protein binding
Source: RefSeq, a predicted model, not a curated record
UUGGCCCCGUCCUGCUCCGACUGCUGCCCGUCAGCGACCGCAUCGAGCGUCUCAUAACCUGCUCUUCCUGUUCAUAUUUCAUACAUUUGGGGUAUAACAUCUAAAGUAAAGGAUCGAAACGACAAGAUGAGCUCAAUGAAUGUGAAGAACCUGAAAGUAAACGAGCUGAAGGACGAGCUGAAGAAGAGGAGUCUGUGCGAUAAAGGGCUGAAGGCUGAGCUGAUGGCCCGGCUGCAGGCCGCUCUGGAUCAGGAGGCGCUGUCCACCAACGGUUCUGAAGGACAGUACGAGGAUGGAGACGGCCUCGGUGACAUGGGCGAUGAAGACCUUGAGGAAGAUCUGUUUGGAGAGAACAUGGUGGAGGAUGGCGAUAAUGCGGAGGCUGAGGAGCAGCAGGAUGAUGACAUGGAGGAGGAGGAGGAGGAGGAGGACGCCGGGGUAGAGAUGGAUAAAUCAGAUGAAGAUGAAGAUGUCCUGCUCAAAGAAGAUGAUGAAGAGAUGGAGAAAUUUGAUGAGGAUGAUGUGGCUCUCGACGUGGGCCCUGGCGAGGGGGAUGCGGACAAAGACAAGAAUGAUGAACAGAAGAAUAAGAAGGGUGUAAAGAGACGCCGAGAUGAACAUGGAAGGGGCUACUUUGAAUUUAUUGAAGAAAGCAAAUACAGCCGGGCAAAGUCUCCCCAGCCUCCACUGGAGGAAGAGGACGAAGAGUUUGAUGACACAACUGUAUGUUUGGACACUUACAACUGUGACCUGCACUUCAAGGUGUCCCGGGAUCGGUAUAGCGCCUCCUCUCUCACCAUGGAGAGUUUUGCAUACCUGUGGGCCGGCGGACGAGCGUCUUAUGGUGUGGAAAAAGGAAAAGCUUGCUUUGAAAUGAAGAUUAUUGAGAAGAUUCCUGUAAAACACAUUUCCAGUAAAGGAAUUGAGAUUCAUGAUGUCCUGGUGGGUUGGUCUCUGGCCAAUAGCUCUCUUUUGCUAGGGGAGGAAGCGCACUCAUAUGGCUUUUCAUCUAAAGCCAAGAAAACCAGCAACGGUUUGACGGAGGACUUUGGGGAGGCUUUUGAUGAGAAUGAUGUUGUCGGUUGCUUUAUUAACUUUGAUGGUGAAGAAGUGGAAAUCUCCUACUCCAAGAAUGGACAGGACCUGGGAACAGCUUUCAAAGUCAGUAAGGAUGAGCUGGAGGGAAAGCAGUUCUUCCCUCACGUCCUCUGCCACAACUGUGCGGUUGAGUUCAACUUCGGCCAGCGUGAAACCCCGUUUUUCCCCCAACCUGACGGCUUUACGCUCCUGCAGCAGAUCCCUGUUUGUGAUCGCAUCAGAGGACCAAAGGGGCCCGAGACCAAAGAAGACUGUGAGGUCAUUGUCAUGGUUGGACUGCCUGGAUCUGGAAAAACGGAAUGGGUUACAAAGCACACACAAGCCAACCCUGGAAAAUACAACAUUCUUGGAACAAACACAAUCACUGAGAAAAUGAUGAUUUCCAGUUUGAAGCGACAGAUGAAGGAUGUCACAAAGCUCUCAGCGAUAUCUCAGCGUGCUCCCCUCUUCCUCGGGAAAUUCAUCGAGAUCGCUGCACGUAAAAAACGCAACUACAUUCUUGACCAGACUAACAUAUCAGCGCCAGCCCAAAGAAGGAAAAUGUGCCUGUUUGCCGGUUUCCAGCGUAAAGCUGUGGUAGUCUGUCCGACAGAUGAGGAAUAUAUACAGAGGACUCAGAAAAAGGCAGAAACAGAUGGCAAAGAUGUACCUGAACAUGCAGUCCUAAAAAUGAAGGGAAUAUACACGUUGCCUGUGGAAGGUCAGUGCUUCAGUGAAGUGCUUUAUGUCGAGCUGCAGAAGGAAGAAGCUACCAAACUUCUUGAACAGUACAAAGAGGAGAGCAAAAAGUCCCUUCCUCCUGAGAAGAAGCCCAACCAGGGAGGUGUUCAACUAAAGAGGGGAGGCACUUGGGGACGAGGAGGCAAAAAUCUGUUCAACCGUGGUGGAGGAGGACAGGGUCAGAGGGGAGGACGAGGAGGCUUUCAAAACCGAGGCAACUUUAGGGUGCCUGGACCUCGUGGUGGGUUCAGCAGACCACCGAGAGGCUUCCUUCCUCCCCCUGCCUUCCGAGGAGGCUUCAGCCGGGGCAGUUUCAACCGUGGCGGAGGGAUGCCUAACAGAAGUGGUGCCCCCAGGCCGGGACCUGGACGUGGCAAUAUGGUUAACAUGGGUAACAGGGGAGGAGCCAUGAACAGGGGCAACAUGGGACGAGGGGGAGGGGCCAACCGGGGCAACCGGGGCAACUUCAACCAGAAAUUCAGAGGCCGAGGAGGAAACAAUCGAGGUUUUAAAAACGGAAACUUUAGCAUGAACAAAGCACAAGCUUUCAACCAGAGCUGGCAACAAGGGUUCUGGAAUCAGAAGCCAUGGAGUCAACAGUACCAUCCUGGAUAUUACUGAAUAAUAGCUGUGAUGGACUGAUAUCAUAUAAAGAACAUCAGCUUUAACUUCCAAAGUCAGACGUUCAUCUUAUCUAAUGUCCUUUUGUUUUUGUACAGAUUUUAAUAGGACAUUCCAUAUUGGGAGCUUUCAGAGCUUUACAGGU